UUAUGCCAACUUGCACAACAGGUAAUUUCACAAUCCCACAUCAGAUUACUGCUCGAAUGAAAUGUCUUAUUCAGGGCUGCAAUUGAGUUCGUCAGUGAUCCAAGCCGUCACAGUAAUUGUAAGGUGCUACACUACAUGGUUCGGUAUCUUCACAAGUGCUAGCGCAGGAGUCGAUGAUUUAAUCAUUGUGUCAGUUCAAUGUUGGAUGAAGAUACAAAAGGAUUAAGUAUAAUAUAUUCGUCAGAUAUUGCAGAGAACAAUAAUACAACUGUCACAAAUCGCACAAGACUGGCAUAGACUGCUGUUGUUACAACUCUUCUCGAUAAGGAAACAAGAUGGACUACUCCAGCAACCUGUUCUUCGCGUUGGCGGUACUCAUGAUGAUCUGCCACGCACAAAGCGCUCCAAGUUCCCGAAGGUCACGUGCAGCCACCUUGACUGAACAAACCACCAACCGCCAAAGCAAGCUUGAAGACGAUUUUAAAGAAGAAAGAACUACAUUACCACCAACACCGUCAAACAGAAAGAACAAAGCACUAAAUCUCUUCGGAUAUUUCCCUUCUUUCUUAUCCUCGGGACUCGAUUACGCCGAAGACGACGACGACGAUGUAACUUUCGCUGUGAACGACGACAAUUUUGACGAAGACGAUCUCUCACGAACGCUACCUUCGAGACGCCGACAGCAAAAUAAGAAGAAAAACGGCAAUGGUGAUAAUUAUGCCAAUGAUAACAUUAACUCUCUACAGUAUGACAAUUCCCCGAUUUUCUACAUCAGAUUGCCUCCCACGCCGUAUAUGUUUGUACCAGGACUGGGAUAUGUAUCUCAACCGCCAAGUAUCGGUCCACCAAUGGCGCCCAUGUUGCCGCCAGCGGCUGACCCUUUUAUAAACUUGCCCCUGGACUUCGUUUCGAAUGGAAAGCCUACAGGAGUGUACCAAUGGAAUGGUGGGGCCGGCUAUCCCCAAGUACCUCAGAUGGCCCCAGUAGACUUUGGGUACGGGGGUCCUCAGCCCAUCAUGCCUUCUCCUCCCCGUCCAAGCUAUAAUACCCCUUCUUAUUCUAAGCCGAAACCUAAGCCAGUGCCUACCAAUUCGAAAGUAACGAACCUUAAAGGACCAUAUGUUUUUAAUGGAAAACCAAAUGACAGCGUCUAUGUGCUAAGAGACACCUACAACUCGAUAUAUUCCGAUGCUCUCCAGAACUUCUAUCCCUAAUAUGUUGCAUGAUUUUAAAUAGGAUUCGAAUUACUAGCUCGUAUCGAGCUAUUGAUUUUUAAGGAACUGACAAAAAUGCUUAUAAGGGACUAAUUUCGUUGUUGGGGCGUAUGCCUGUUAGCGUCAUAGAAUAAAAAAUCUUGCCCAUUUUUUAUGCUUUUCGGGGACAGAGCAAUAUAAUGUUAAAUAUUAAAAUUAAUACAACGACGGUACUAACACAAAGUGCCGAAAAAUUAAUCUGCUAUUCGAUCGAUAAUGAAUUAAGUUUUGCGAAAAUUUAUACAUUUAAUAUAAAAAAAUAAAUAUUUAUUUAAUUUUUUCAUUAUAUAAGUAGGUAUUUAUUAGUAAAACUACCAUGUUAUUAUUUUGAAGCAUAACAUUUUUGUAACACUUUUUACCGACAGCACUUAAGUAGGUAUACAUCUCAUUUAUUUAAAAAUGUGAUUAAGUAAUUAACACACAUAAAUCUACAGACCUACUUAUAAAUUUUCUUUUUUUAUUAAAUCUGACAAUCACUCUCUCUUAUCUCUCUCUCUGUCUCAUCUCUGCGUGUUCCCGGUUGCACCCUCCACAGAAGUGUUUCGGGGCCCGGGGUCCGCCUUCCGACUUUGACAAUCACAUGAUGACUUAAUUUUAAGAUAAGUAUAAUUAUAUAUUUAAGAUUUACUUGCAAAAAUAACUAGGUUUCGUAAAUAUUCUUUUUUAAUAAGACUAAUUUUUAAAUAAUUAUCAUCAGUCAGUAACUCCAGUAAUGUAAUAAAUUAUUAAUAUUUAUUCUAAUUAUUAAUUUAUUUUUAUUUAAAAUAAGCUUGAUUAGGUACAAAAUAAUGUGUAUAAAAUAAGUAUAAGUAUAGUGAUGUUGCCGUCCAGACAAUUAAAAUUACACUAUUUACUUACACCAUUGUGACUAAGAAUAGGUACAUAAUCCUACCUACUUAAUGUUGUAAUAAUUAAUUUUAUGUAAAUAGCUGAUUUAUAUCCUAAUUAGUUAAAAAUAAUAAAGAUAUGCUUGUUUCGCAUUUUAUAGUUUUUUUUUUUAGAAAA
Amyelois transitella is the source of this 2258-nucleotide messenger RNA. RefSeq lists its product as uncharacterized. NCBI's taxonomy places the organism in Eukaryota, Metazoa, Arthropoda, Insecta, Lepidoptera, Pyralidae. The transcript is spliced from 4 exons. The record is from RefSeq and is a predicted model, not a curated record. Bases 336 to 1214 code for a protein of 292 amino acids.